AUGUGUCUAGAAACACUAUAUGGUUUCGUUGAUACACUGGCUCAACCAGAUGUUCAGCAACCUUCCUCUUUACCAAUAUUUCAAGAGCCAAUGUGCUUGAUAAGCACUUCAGAGGAUGGAAAACUGCAAGUUGAGCAGGGACCCUUGAAGCAGAUAGAACAGAUAGAUGCACCAUUGGUUACGGUAGCGAUAGCGGGGAUGUACCGUACUGGAAAAUCCUACCUUUUGAAUCGGUUGGCUGGUUCAAGCACAGGAUUUCCUCUGGGAAAAACAAUAGAGUCUAAAACCAAAGGAAUUUGGGUAUGGUGCAGAGAACAUCCCAAGAAACCAAACACGGUCCUGCUGCUGUUGGAUACAGAGGGUCUUGGAGAUUUGGAAAAGGGUGACAAUGGCCACGAUAACAGAAUUUUUACAAUGGCAGCUUUGUUAAGCAAUGUGCUCGUGUAUAACAUGAUGUCAGCCUUCAACCAGGACGCUGUUGAAAAGAUUACUAAUGCCAAGGACGGUACUAAUGAUGAACAGUUUGGACUGAUCCUACCAACGUUUGUCCUAUGUCUACGUGAUUUCAGUCUUGUUCUGGAAAAAGAUGGGGUAGAGAUAACACCUGACGAAUACCUGGAAGAUAGCCUACAACUUAAGUGUGGGAAUGACAUUUCUGUUAGAAAGUACAACAGACCUAGAGAAUGCAUCAGAAAAUAUUUCCCUAAACGCAAAUGCUUCGUUUUCGACAGACCCGGUGAUAGAAAAACUAUGCAUGAACUGGAAUCAGUACCUCUUGAAAAAUUAUCCGAGUCCUUUAUCGAAGAGACAGAACUCUUUUUAGAGUAUAUGUACACCUGUAGCCCAAAAGUUUUGAUCAGCAGUAAAGCAGUGAACGGGAGAAUGUUUGCCUCACUGGUUGAAAGCUACAUAAAUGCUAUUAGAAAUGGGGCGGUUCCAGAUGUUGAUGACGCAAUUAUGGUUGUGGCAAAUACCGAAAACGAGAGAAUGGCAUCCGAAGCAGUGCAAAUAUUUAAGAAAAAGAUAGAACUGAUUAAACCACCAAUUCUACACACUAACAAACUUGAGGACCUAUACCGAGACAUGCAGACAGCUGCUUUAGCAAAUUUUAGAAUGGAGUCGAUGUUCAAUGCUGAAAAGUUUGAGAAGCAAGCAGUGUCAGAGAUGGAUGAACUGUGGGAGAAAAUUAAGACGGAAAAUCUGCAGUUAGUUCGGGAACAUUUUGAAAGUAUAUUGCAAGCACUGUAUUAUAAGAAAAUAGGAGAAAAGAUGAGUCGGGGCGAAUACAAAGUGGCAGGUGGCUAUCCACUGUACAAACUGGACCUCGAAGCUGUCAAGAAGGACUACAUGGCUAAUGUUAAAGGCAUUGAUGGAUAUGAGGCACAACAAGUGCUGAUAAUGUUCAUGGACAAUGAAGCCGAAAUUGAAAGUAAUGUCAUGUUGGAUGACCAGAAAAUGACAGAAGAAGAUAGACAGAGUAAAUAUUCAUAG
This is a messenger RNA of Mercenaria mercenaria, 1491 nucleotides long. Its product is annotated as guanylate-binding protein 1-like. The transcript has 8 exons. Gene Ontology annotation, molecular function: GTPase activity; GTP binding. Bases 1 to 1491 code for a protein of 496 amino acids. The record is from RefSeq and is a predicted model, not a curated record. Lineage: Eukaryota; Metazoa; Mollusca; Bivalvia; Venerida; Veneridae.